GAAAGAGAGAGUUCCUUUUUAUAAUCCUAGAGAAACUCGGAGAUCGAGGAGGGGGACAGAAGAAUUUGUUGGAACCUCCGAUCGAAUCUCCGAUCAAGUCUCAGUUGUCGGAGAUGGCGAUUCUGUUCGCGCUGGUGGCAAGGGGAUCGGUGGUGCUGGCGGAGUUCACGGCGACGUCGACGAACGCAGGCGCCAUCGCCAGGCAAAUCCUCGAGAAGAUUCCCGGAAACAACGACACCAACGUCUCCUACUCUCAGGACCGCUACGUCUUCCAUGUCCGCCGUACCGACGGCCUUACCGUCCUUUGUAUGGCCGACGAAGCCGCCGGCAGGAGAAUUCCUUUUGCAUUUCUUGAGGACAUUCAUCAAAGAUUUGUGAGGACUUAUGGCCGUGCGGUUCAUUCUGCUCAGGCUUAUGGCAUGAACGAUGAAUUCUCAAGGGUUUUGAACCAGCAAAUGGAGUAUUACUCAAAUGACCCAAAUGCAGAUAGGAUAAAUCGACUUAAAGGUGAAAUGAGUCAGGUUCGAAGUGUCAUGAUUGAGAAUAUUGACAAAGUUUUAGAGAGAGGCGAUCGCCUAGAAUUGCUGGUUGACAAAACUGCUAAUAUGCAAGGAAACACCUUUAGGUUCAGAAAGCAAGCUCGCCGUUUUAGAAACACAGUGUGGUGGAGAAACGUAAAGCUUACGGUUGCUCUUAUAAUCCUCUUGCUAGUGAUUGCUUAUGUUGUGUUGGCUUUUGUCUGCCAUGGACUUACACUACCUACUUGUUUGAAGUGAGGGUGAGUACCAAGCUAGACUAAAAAAAAGUGCUUGUGCAUUUUACCUAGCCUUUUCUUUCUUUAUUUCUUUUUCUUGUACCCCUUAUACCUGUUUUGGUUCAUGGCAUUCAGUCAGUAUUCUUGUAUUUCGACGUCUUGUGGCAGACAAUGCUCGUUUAUGCGAGCUGUAAUUCUUAUUUUUGUGUGGGCGCGCUUUUUUGUUUGCUUGUGAGAGAUUUGAACUAGUUCAAAUUGUACCCUUUUGAAACUAUUUAUAGAAAUAUAUUGUCCUGAUUUGUGAA
Morus notabilis is the source of this 1059-nucleotide messenger RNA. Its product is annotated as vesicle-associated membrane protein 711. Gene Ontology annotation, cellular component: membrane. Gene Ontology annotation, biological process: vesicle-mediated transport. The record is from RefSeq and is a predicted model, not a curated record. The transcript has 4 exons. Lineage: Eukaryota; Viridiplantae; Streptophyta; Magnoliopsida; Rosales; Moraceae. The coding region runs from base 114 to 776 and encodes 220 amino acids.